Molecule: messenger RNA, 2037 nt
Organism: Aspergillus puulaauensis
Lineage: Eukaryota; Fungi; Ascomycota; Eurotiomycetes; Eurotiales; Aspergillaceae
Product: fungal specific transcription factor domain-containing protein
Exons: 8
Coding region: 1-2037 (678 amino acids)
Biological process (GO): DNA-templated transcription; positive regulation of transcription from RNA polymerase II promoter by galactose
Cellular component (GO): nucleus
Molecular function (GO): zinc ion binding; DNA-binding transcription factor activity, RNA polymerase II-specific; RNA polymerase II cis-regulatory region sequence-specific DNA binding
Source: RefSeq, a predicted model, not a curated record
AUGGAAACGGAGUGUCGAUAUGAUCAGCCUUCCCGCCGGCCUGCUGCUGCUGUAACUGGUCCUGGAACAGGUGAUACCCAUGAGGCAAACGCAGCGCUGGAACGGCGACUGCUUGCGGUAGAACAGAGGCUUCACGUACUAGACCCAGUUAAUGGAUCGCCAGACGUGAACUCAGCUACCGUAAACGAGCAGCCGAAAGGCCUUGGUGGACGGAAAACCACCCCAGUUCAAGACGAUGGAGUGGACGGAAUGGGUGCGGUGCCGCUCAAGGACGGGGCAGAAGAAGACGAGUAUUUCGGCAUGUCAUCCAAUGUGGCCUUCUUGCGCUUCAUCGUGGAUUCAGUGGGUCGUCCGGUAAAUUCUGUACUCGGUCCUUCAAGUUCGGAGUCGGCGCAUUUUGAAAAUGAAAGUAUAUGUGGAUAUUUUGCAAGACCUACCAGUUUCACCGGUUAUGAAAGCCAGCGGGGAAGUCCAAAAAGGCCAGUUGCGCUCCCUCAACGAGAGGAAACAGAUUCGUUGUUGCGUUUAUACUUCAGUACAGUCAACUUGAUGAUCCCAGGCGUGCACGAGGACUCAUUUCGAACUACGUAUGCCAAAAUGCAGAGAAAUGGACUCUCAGGUAUACGGAAAUCUUGGCUGGGCGUACUCAAUGUAAUACUUGCCAUUGCCACAAAUGUCCUCGCGGCAACGUCGCCCACUCGUGAACAGGCGACAAAGUCGAAAAUGUACUUUGAACAAGCGCUCGAGUUGAUAAAAGCAGACAUGCUUGGCCGGCUCUCCCUGGAAAUGGUGCAGCUAUUCCUCCUGAUGGAGGCGUAUCUGGAGGGAACCACAUCCUCUUCUAUGACAUGGACGUUCCAUGGACUGGCAGUCAAAGGAUCAUACCAACUGGGGCUGCAUAUAAUGGGAUCGAGGAACGUGUCACACAUUGACCAAGAAGUGCGAAGGAGACUAUGGUACUGGUGUGUUAUGAAUGAUCGUUUACUGAGCGUCAGAUACGGGCGUCCCCCUCUGAUCCCCCUCUCCCAUGUACGGCUCGAGCCCAGCUUGCAUUUGCCGUUCAGCAACGUUCCCAGUGCCACCACAGCAUCUAGCCUAGCAUUCUUCGAUGCCAUCAUGAAUAUAACCCAUAUUAUGGGCGAGGCACUCGAUCAGCUCUACGGCCAAAACCUGGGGUUCUCCACUUCGCCCCAAACAAGCGAGGUCCUCGAUCACAUCUCUCGGCUAUGCUGGAAAUUGGCCCAGUGGCAGGAUAACAUCCCUCUCGAUCUCAGGAUCAUCGACCCUGACAAGGAGACGCUCGAUGAUGUUCCUCUCACAGCUGGCACCACUAGGCUCCGGGUCCUGCUCUCGCUCCGCUACUUGGGGACGAGGGUGCUGAUUCUGAGACCCGUUCUGGGCCAGUUCCUAGCCCUGCGUCAGGGCGUAGCAGCCUCUAAUAAACACCAGGCGGAGUGGCUUUGGAGCUCCGGCGUGACAUUUCUAGCGGACCUGGUACAAACCUGCUGCAAGGUCUUCCAGAUCAGCAAAAGUAUCCUGAUUGGUUCAAGGAAUGACCAGAACCUGCUGGGGGCUUGGUGGUUUUCCUGUUACUAUACAUUCAACGCAGCCCUUGCGGUAUUAGGCGUACUCCUAGUAAAACGAAUACCCACGCCCACACCCACGGAAUCAGGGGAGCCCCUCUCCGCACUCUCCACAGCUGAACUCCGAGUCCUGCUCGACACAGCCAUGGAAGUCCUCACCGGGCUUGACCAGGGUAGCAGAACUCUCAUGAGGUGCCGAAAUACUCUGGGCCGGCUUCUCGCGGCGAUUCACUUAGACGGGAACACAGAGGCCUUUACACAAGAGUCGUUAUCGCUAUCGCCAUCUAGCGCAUGGACAUGGGACCUCAUGGACCCGGGUUUGUUUAGUUCGGAGGCCUCGCUGGGUCUUGCCAUGGGGGCCUCUGCUAUCGGGUAUGGCUCCCAGAUGCCGGAUGGGAUGCAGAAUGCGACUGAGACUUGGGAUCUGGCUCGGAGUUAUGAUUCUGUUGCGUGA